AUGUUGCAACCCAGACUUCUGGCGCCCCUGCGGGCGCUGGAACGGGCUUUUUCUCCCUCACUCCGGUCCGCACAGAACGCCUACCAGCCGCAAUCUCUCAUCCUACGAUCUCUUUCCGCGUCGCUGUCCGUCCCGAAGACUACACCUAUAUUUCGCACCCUCCUCCCUCUCUCACAAGUACGUUUCGCUUCGCACGCAUCUCAAGGCACUGCCAAUCGACACUCGCGUGAUCCGGCGGGAAAGCGCCUUGGCGCGAAGCGAUCAAAUGGGGAAUACGUUGUCCCUGGAUGCAUCAUCUUCCGCCAGCGAGGAUCAAAAUGGUUCCCUGGCGACAACUGCGCGAUGGGUAGAGACCACACCAUCUACGCCACCCAAGCCGGAUACGUUCGGUACUACUUGGACCCAGAGCGCCACCCCGAACGUCGGUACAUCGGAGUCGUUUUCGAGAAGGAGGAAAGACUCCCACAACCGCGCAAUGCGCCCACCCGGCGCAGGCUGAACAUGGUCACAAUCCCACGCGCUGAGCCUGUUGCAUACCAGUCUGAUAUAGUGGCCACCAUCAAUGAGAAUGGCACUCAAGUCGCUAGUGCUGAGGCUGUCAAUGCCGGGUCCGGCCCGCAGCUUCGUCCUGGAUAUAUGUACCGUGAGGCUAACUGGGUUAUUGGCCGUGCUGCUGAGAAGGCUGGGAUUACAGCCAAAUCAUAUGACCGCAACAACCGUUGGCUUGCGUGGAGGAAGAGAGAGGCCCGUGCUGAGCGGGCUGCCCAGAUGAAGAGUCUGAAGGGCAAGAAGAAGGCUCCCAGGAAGGCCAAAUGA
Molecule: messenger RNA, 816 nt
Organism: Penicillium canariense
Lineage: Eukaryota; Fungi; Ascomycota; Eurotiomycetes; Eurotiales; Aspergillaceae
Product: mitochondrial 54S ribosomal protein bL27m
Exons: 1
Coding region: 1-816 (271 amino acids)
Biological process (GO): translation
Cellular component (GO): ribosome; mitochondrial large ribosomal subunit
Molecular function (GO): structural constituent of ribosome
Source: RefSeq, a predicted model, not a curated record